GGAAGUCUACUGUCAUCAGCUGGACAAACUGAAUGAUGCACUUCAACAGAAAAGGUUAGAACUAAUCAACAGGAAAGGUGUAGUAUUUCACCAAGACAACGCGAUACCUCACACAAGUUUGGUCACUUGCCAAAAGCUUUUACAGCUUAAAUGGGAUGCAAUGCUACACCCACUAUAUUCUCUAGACCUGGCACCAUCGGAUUAUUAUUUGUUCCGGUCACUCCAAAAUUUUUUAGACGGUAAAACCUUCACCUCAAAUGAGAAGGUCAAAAACCUCCUCGAUCAGUUUUUUGCCAGCAAAGACCAAAAAUUUUAUGAGCGUGGAAUUAUAUAUAUUAUAUAUAUAUAUCCAAUCAUUACAUAGUUAUUCCUUUUAUAUUAGUUUUUAUUUUUAUUUGAAAUUUAAACUUUUCAUAGCAUUGUGUAAAACUACCCUGUAUAAAUUAAUAUACCGCUGAUGGGCAUGACAUGUCAUUUGUUAAUUCCCAAUUAAUAUCAUUAAAUGAUGUCAUGAGAUUAGUAUUAUCUUAGAGUUUGUUUCGACCACCGCCCAUUAAAUAAUGCAACACCAGGAGAAUGGCAGGAGUGUUGCCAACUUUUAAAGCAGUAAACUCGUUUCUUGAAAGCCCUUUAGACGUAACGGUCUGGAAAAAUCGCCAAUGGUAAACAAUUCCACAGAAAAGUCGUGCAUGGAAGAAAACACCUAGUAAAUGUCACAGUAAUGGACCGCCAAGCAUCCAGAUGGUAUGGAUGGAAGCGUGUGUUUUGUCGCGAUGUCCGUUAUUGAAAUUUGGCGGCUGUAAUUAUUUCUAACUAUUCCUCAAAGCACUCUCCGUGGUAAAUAGGAUAGAAAAUGCAAAGGGAUGCCACGUCUCACCAUAGCGCCAGUGAAUAGAGCCAAUCGAAGAACACUUGGUCGUCGACGACUCGCGCCGCUUGGACGGAAAGCAGAGACGCCGACCGGAGAGGCCCGGCUCAUAAAUGAGAACAAUAUUCCAAACCUGCACCUUGUAAAGUUGCAAGCAGUGUGCCGGCAUGCAAUACUGUCCCGCUCUGCUGAGCACGCCAAGAUUUUUAAAGGAAAAUUUAGCCUUCCCUUCCAAGUGACUACGAAACUGUACGACAUUCGAUAUGUCAGCGCCGAGGAUUCCGAUACUUGCUCAGGCAACAUGGGGAGUGCGCUGAAAUAGAGGAGAUAUGACAAAGGGGGUAUUUUAGCGUAAAUGCGCAAACUUGUGUCUUCUGUGGUUUGAACUCAACUAUAUUCAGUCACUCCUAAUCCGAGACUUUGUUCAACGAAGACUCGACUUCACGCAAAGGCCAAUAGGAAGGGAGCUUAGAAAUAAGCGCUCUGUACCAAACGCGAUCGAAGACCUUCGCAAUGUCCAAACUAACGGCCUAGGCCUCCCUCUUGAACUCUACUGCCUGCACCCAUCUACGAGUCAGGUAACUUGAAUAGAAACCGCACUGUCGUCACUAUUCACCUGGUAACCCUCAAGGUAGCUCACAAGCUGGCAGUUUAUAAUGGCUUUCAUUAUUUUGGCGAACAAUGAGGUAAUGGUUAUAGGCCUGUAGUUAGAUGGGUCAGCCAUCUUAAGGGAUCGGGUAAAUUAAAACUAUAUUUGUAUUCUGGACUACGCCUAGGAUGUAAGAAUUUUGAAAAAGGCGCUAUAUUUCGAUGCAUGUAUUUCACGAGUUUCCGAAGGAAGGUGAACUAGUUUCUCGCCAAAUCUGCCGAUGUUCUCUGAUUUUGCAAUGGAAAUUAAUUUUUUUGAAGGGCCUGGAGGCGAAAUUAUUGUUCUUUUUAAGAGCGCUAGUCUUUACAUCCCGGGACAUCGAUGCGUUUUAAUAGGUUUUAACAGGUCCAGUAAUACUUCUGCUUAUAAACUGAUGCAAUUUUACAGGAGCGACCAAACCAUAGCUGAAACCAGCCUCCGAUGGACACCUCAGAUGAUGAAAUAAAGAGUUCCAUUCCCUGAAGUACCACAUCAGCGACAUAAUCAGCAACAACGUUGGGAUCAUCUGUCAAAAAGUAUACCCACCCCCAAGAGUAGGAUGCAAAGAAAACCACAUCCUGUCCCAAUUGUACCAACUCGGUGGCAACCUGCAGAACGCAACUGCGAAGGGAGCGUGAGUGGAAAUGUAUUCGAGAUCAGACAACGGUCCGAAGAGCCAAGAGGGGCGUUGACGGAGAGACAAAAUGUGAGGUCAGCAGAGUGUUCUACAGGAAAGGUGCAUGAGCCUCCACAUCUGGAAUCCACGUAGGGGAAGUAAUAAUUUGUGUAGUAUCAUAUGCCAAAGUAAAGCAAUAAACAGAUCUUCCCUUAUUAUUGAUUAAAGAAGAACAAAGCCAUUCAACGUGGUGGGCGUUUAAAUCAUCAAGGAUCAUGAUCAUUGCAGAUGGGACCUGUUAUAGCAUGGAUUCUGCAGCCAUUUGAACUAGGUCGAUGAGUUAGUCUGUGUCGGCAUUACCUAUAGAGGCACCCGUAGAUGCGGCGAAGUAUUGAGACGUCCGUACCUUCAAGACUGAGCAGAUGUCCUCUCUGAGGUGUUCUAAUGGCGAGUCGACAGGUUAUAACGUCGUAUUUUAUAUGAACGAAGAACCUUUAAAAUCGAUCUGUAACGAAGGCGUUUGUUCUUGGGAAGACUUUGAAAUGAAACUUAAACCUUUUAUUAAUACUACGACGGCCUUUUGUUAAUAGAAAAAAUAUAUUUUUUGUAAUCUACACUAAUAUAAUAAAGUGGAAGACACUUUU
Messenger RNA from Parnassius mnemosyne (clouded apollo), 2756 nucleotides. The record is from the annotation of a GenBank genome assembly. Lineage: Eukaryota; Metazoa; Arthropoda; Insecta; Lepidoptera; Papilionidae.